Molecule: messenger RNA, 812 nt
Organism: Anneissia japonica
Lineage: Eukaryota; Metazoa; Echinodermata; Crinoidea; Comatulida; Comatulidae
Exons: 6
Coding region: 7-801 (264 amino acids)
Cellular component (GO): membrane
Source: RefSeq, a predicted model, not a curated record
CAAUCAAUGAAUCUCUGUUUUUUUUUUCAGUCCAAAUCUGUGAUCAUGACAACAAACAUACCAGUGCAAGGUUCUACAGCUCCAGUAGUUCUGUACCAACCAUGUGCAGAAUACCGUUCGUCAACCUUUAACUCCAAGGCAGCGCUAAUAACCGGCUAUAUGCAGAUUGGCCUAGCAGUGGUAUCCCUUGCAUUUGGUGUGGCUUGUAUAUUUUCUGACACUUUUGCUGGUUAUGUUGCUGUUCCAAUCUGGGGUGCACUUGGGUUCUACCUUGUGGCUGGAAUUCUGGGAGUGGUUGCAGGAAAUGCAAAUGGAAGAAAUGCGUGUGUUAUUGUGGGUUGUUUAGUGAUGUCAAUAAUUGCAGCUGCAACUGCCUUUGUGCAUAUUAUUAUUGGUAGUAUUUCGACAGCUUAUGAUCAUUAUUGGAUUGGUGGAGGAUGGUAUGCUAUCAACAUUCUGUGUGUACUUGUUGGAGUGGUUCAGUUUGUGACAGCCAUUGUUUCAUCAGUGUUCAUGUGUUGUGGGGCAAAUUGUUGCUGUGGAGAACAAACAUCAAAUGCUCUGGGCUAUCCUCAGUAUGCAUCAUAUGUUGUUCAACCUGGUCAGGUCAUUCCCCAAGGUCAGGUUGCCAUCCAAGGAUAUCCCAUGAUGCAGCAGCAAUUUGUUGGUCAGCCAGUUGCCAUGGGGCAACCACAGGUCAUGGGUCAGCCACAGGUAGUAGGUCAACCACAGCAAAAUGUCCAGUACAUGGGCCAAGCCCAAGGACAGCUGCCUGCCUACACAGAACAUGAGACAAAAUAAGUUCCUCAAAU